UCCUUCUUUCUUGGAAGUCACUUCCACCACAUGGAAGCAGACAAUGGCACACAAACUUCAGAAUUUCUUCUUCUGGGAUUAUUAAAGGAACCAGAACUGCAGCCCCUCAUAUUUGGGCUUUUCCUCUCCAUGUACCUGAUCACUGUGUUUGGGAACCUACUAAUCAUCCUGGCCAUCGGCUCAGACCCCCAGCUCCAUACACCCAUGUACUUCUUCCUCUCCAAUCUGUCCUUUGCAGACAUCUGUUUCACCUCCACCACCAUCCCAAAGAUGCUGUGGAACAUCCAGAAAGAGAGCAAAGUCAUAACCUAUAAAGGCUGCAUCAUCCAGAUGUAUUUUUUUAUACUCUUUGCAAUAUUGGAUGUCCUCCUCCUGACACUGAUGGCCUAUGACCGCUUCGUGGCCAUCUGCCACCCCCUGCACUAUACAGUCAUCAUGAACCCCAGGCUCUGUGGACUGGGGGUUCUGCUGUCCUGGAUGAUGAGUGCCCUGAAUUCCUUGUUACAAAGCUUAAUGGUGUUGUGGCUGACCUUCUGUACAGACUUGGAAAUCCCCCACUUUUUCUGUGAACUCAAUCAGGUGGUCCGACUUGCUUGUUCUGACACAUUUUUUAAUCACAUGUUGAUGUAUUUUGCAGCUGGGAUGUUUGGGUGUGUUUCCCUCGCUGGGAUUCUUUACUCAUAUUCCAAGAUAGUUGCCUCCAUUCAAGGAAUCUCAUCAGCUCAAGGAAAGUAUAAAGCAUUUUCCACCUGUGCAUCUCACCUCUCAGUGGUCUGCUUAUUUUAUUGUACAAGCCUAGGAGUGUACCUCCAUGCUACCCACAACUCACACUCAAGUGCAAUUGCCUCAGUAAUGUACACUGUGGUCACACCCAUGCUGAACCCCUUCAUUUACAGUCUGAGGAACAAAGACAUAAAGAGGGCUCUGAAAAGAAUCAUUGAGAUGGCAGCUAUAAAAAUGUCAACUAUUCUGGGGCUGAAGAACUAA
Messenger RNA from Hippopotamus amphibius kiboko, 987 nucleotides. Its product is annotated as olfactory receptor 7A17-like. Gene Ontology annotation, cellular component: membrane. The record is from RefSeq and is a predicted model, not a curated record. The transcript has a single exon. Gene Ontology annotation, molecular function: olfactory receptor activity; G protein-coupled receptor activity. Gene Ontology annotation, biological process: G protein-coupled receptor signaling pathway. Bases 31 to 987 code for a protein of 318 amino acids. NCBI's taxonomy places the organism in Eukaryota, Metazoa, Chordata, Mammalia, Artiodactyla, Hippopotamidae.